Molecule: messenger RNA, 2145 nt
Organism: Glycine soja
Lineage: Eukaryota; Viridiplantae; Streptophyta; Magnoliopsida; Fabales; Fabaceae
Product: chromo domain-containing protein LHP1-like
Exons: 6
Coding region: 275-1627 (450 amino acids)
Biological process (GO): heterochromatin formation
Cellular component (GO): nucleus
Source: RefSeq, a predicted model, not a curated record
AAAAGGGCACGAAAAAGGGAAAAAGGGGCGAAUGAAGAAAAGCGUUAAAUAAAAAACCGGAGCGAUGGAUCACACUUUUUGAUAUUAGAUUGACACCUCAUCACCUCAGAGUGUACACAUUUUUUGGUGCUUCCUCCUCUGUCUCAAGCUGAGGCUGUUUCUGUUGAGCUAAAGAAAAAAAAAAACUAAAACAGAAAGAAAAGAACACAGUUUCUUUCAAGGUUGUUCCUUUUCGAUUCUUGUUACGUUUUUAUUUGUUGUGAUUGUUGCUGCAAUGAAGGGUGGUGGUGGGAAGAGAAAGGCUGCUACCUCGGAGGCUCCGAACGAUGUUGCUGCUGCUGCUGGUGGUGCUUCUGUUCCUUCUGAUGGUGCUGAUUUGGGUGUUGGAGACGGUGUUGGUGUGAAAGUUCAAAACUUUGAGGGAAACGAGGGUACCCAGUUGCGGAAAACUGAAGAAGAAAAAGAAGAGCCCAACGUGGAGGGUGAUGAUGAAGGAGAAGAAGAAGAAGAUUAUGCUGAGGGAGAGGAAGAAUAUGAAGAAGGAGAAAAUGGUGGUGCUGCUGUUGCUCAAGGGGGACGACAAGGUUUUCCUGUUCUUGGUGAGAAUUUCUUUGAGGUUCAGGCUAUUCGUCGUAAGAGGGUGCGCAAGGGUCAGGUGCAAUACUUAAUCAAAUGGAAUGGGUGGCCUGAGACAGCCAACACAUGGGAGCCUCCAGAAAAUCUAGAGUCUGUUCCUGAUGUUGUUGAAGCUUUUGAGGAGAGCUUGAAGUCAGGCAAACAUCGGAAGCGCAAACGCAAGCAUGUAGUGCAUCAUACUCAACCCAAGAAGCGGCUGGAGCGUUCUACCACUCCUUACAGCCUUCGGCGUUUUUCGACUGGUACAGCUGAGAACCAUACACAGUCAGCUCCUCCUCUUAUUGAUCCUAGCCUUCCUAAUAUUCCCGCCUUCCCUCGUACUGUGCUGUUUUCUGAUGAUGUGGGAAAUGGUGCUGAAGGCAGCAGUCUUAGAAAAGCCACACCCUCUAAUGCUAACAGGUCUGCAAAUGGUUCAGAACCAAAUAUUAAAAGGACUGAGGAAAAUGAUUAUGAUCCUGUGCUUAGUGAGCUUAAAACUAUGACUGCCAAUGGGAAUGAUACAGACAGGCUUGCAAUACGGAUUCCAGAAGCCAAGGGUUCUGGGCCUUCUGGCAGUAACGAUCAAAUGGAUGCUAAAUCAAAGGGGGUUUCCAUGGAAACAAAUGCAAGUGGCCGCUGCCGGGGAUCCAAAAGGAGAAAAUGUGGUUCCGUAAAGAGGUUCAAGAAAGAAUUAUAUGCUAAUGAGCCUGCUAAUACAGAAAAUCCAGUUGGCUUGCCUGUUAGUACAGCUGAGCCAGAACAAACAAGAGAUGCUGGUAGUGGUGGUAAUACUAAUCAUGCCAGACCUGCUAGCAAUAUUGUAAACAUUAUAAAGCCAGUAGGCUAUUCAGCUUCAGUAGCCAGUGGAACGCAGGAUGUUUUAGUAACCUUCGUGGCUUCAAAGUCUGAUGGAACAGAAGUGAUGGUUGACAACAAGUAUCUAAAAACAUUUAAUCCACUUCUUCUGAUCAAUUUCUAUGAGCAGCAUCUUCGCUACAGCCCUACAUUGUGACCAAACAGAGGAUAGAAGGUGCUUUUGAGUAUGUAGUUAGGUUCGCACCAUCGUAUUUAUUUAGUUGUGUUGAAGAAUGCCUUACUUUUGUAGAUGCAGAAGAUAGUAAAGGGUAAGAAAUGCAUUGUUUGUUAGUUACAUGUAGGUAUGACUUUUUAGCCAAUGGUUGUCGGUGUGGCUAUAUACUGUAAUGCAUGCUGAUGGCAUAAAGAACAAUAUAUUUUAAAUGCCUCAACACAUGAGGAUAGACAAUAGUUUCGUCAAGAGUUAGUUAGUCAAGAAAGAAAAACUAUUUUGGAUGAAUGUCAAUUUUUAUGGAAGUUCUUGGCUAUUCCUGGGCGAUUUGUGUUUGCCUAUUGUAUUUUGAAUACUGAUUGGUUGAUUGAUUGACAUGAUUCUAAAGGAAAAUCCACAAUUAACCGUUAAGGUGGAUGUAGAUUUUUUUUGGAUGAUGAAAUGCUAUGUUUCAUCCAGUUUUCAUCCCAACAUGAGAUGCAAGUUUGGUUGGAAAGUUUUAA